Penaeus chinensis is the source of this 1223-nucleotide messenger RNA. RefSeq names its product calphotin-like. The transcript has 2 exons. The record is from RefSeq and is a predicted model, not a curated record. Lineage: Eukaryota; Metazoa; Arthropoda; Malacostraca; Decapoda; Penaeidae. The coding region runs from base 88 to 1083 and encodes 331 amino acids.
CCAAGGACAGGGUCGUCCCAUCUUCCUAUAUAAACUCCCGACCAUCGUCUACAGGUAGGCCAGAACUCGACAAGCCAAGUAGACGCCAUGAACCCACUGUAUCUUCUGCCCCUGCUGGUAGCCGGCUGUGUCGCCGCUCCUUCGGGAUCCGUGGCCAUCCAUGCCGCCGCCCUGCCCUAUGCUGGCAUUGCCACCGUAGGACACCAGGUGACGGCGCACAUCCCGACCGGAGUCGAGCUGAAGACAGUGGGUGAGGCGGUGCCCUUGGCCACGCCUGCCGUGGCGGCCGCAGUCCCGGGAUACUCUGUUGACGGCGAGAUUCGCCAGGUGACUCAGACUUUCCUCGAGCCUGAACCAGUGGCUGUCGACGUCAAGAGUUUGCCCGUGCUUUCUGCCCCCGCCCCACUGGCCUUCGCCCCUCAGGUGGCGUUCAAGUCCGUCGCUGCGGCUCCCGUGGCUCCCAUCGUGGCUCCCGCUGUAGCCCCCGCCGCCGUGGCCUACUCCAACGUAAACCUGAACGUGCCCGCGCCCGUGCCCGCCGGCGAGGCCCCCGCCCCCGAGCUCCUGGUCCAGCGCACGCCCGUCCAGGCCCUCGGCCGCCCCGUCAUCUCCUACACUCCUCAGGUCACCGAGGUUCGCCCCGAACUCAAGAUCAUCGAGAAGACCUACGACGUGGCCGUGCCCAAGCCCGUCUACGAGACCAAGGAAGUCACCCCCAUCCAGCACAGGUACGUGCCUGAGCCCUACGCCGUGCCCCAGCCUUAUGCCGUGCCCCAGCCCUACGCCGUGCCUCAGCCCUACGCCGUGCCCGUGCCCGUGCACGAGCAGGUCCACGUACAGCACCACGUUGCCGCCGCCCCCGUCACCUACGGCGCUGCCCCCGUCACCUACGGCGCUGCCCACGGUGUCGUUGCCCAAGGUGCUGUUGUCGGCGCUUCCCCCGUCACCUACGGCGCAGCCCACGGUGUCUUUGCCCACGGUGCUGUUGUCGGCGCUGGCCCCGUCACCUACGGAGCUACCCACGGUGUCCUUUCCCACGGUGCCCUCGUUGGCGCUGCCCCCGUCUAUGCUGUCGAAGACUGAGUCUCCAACGGGAGGCGAUGUUAGCUCCUGCGGGAGAUUGACUCGCAUUCUCGCUGUAAAUACUGUUCUCCUUUCAUUAAGGAGUAAACGAUGAUUUCUUUUUUUAAUUCAGAAACAAAAAUAAAACUAUACAGAACUUA